Messenger RNA from Hirsutella rhossiliensis, 594 nucleotides. Its product is annotated as ribosomal protein s12/S23 domain-containing protein. Gene Ontology annotation, cellular component: ribosome; small ribosomal subunit. Gene Ontology annotation, molecular function: structural constituent of ribosome. NCBI's taxonomy places the organism in Eukaryota, Fungi, Ascomycota, Sordariomycetes, Hypocreales, Ophiocordycipitaceae. The transcript is spliced from 2 exons. Gene Ontology annotation, biological process: translation. The record is from RefSeq and is a predicted model, not a curated record. Bases 1 to 594 code for a protein of 197 amino acids.
AUGGCCGGCACGAUACUGCGGCACCUCCUCUGGCCCGCCCCUCUCGCGAGGCGGCCGCUCCUCACCGCCGCCUCCCGCCACGCCAGCACAGCGCCAGCCUCCUCGCCCUUCGCCUCCUCGACCUCCUCGACCCAUGGCCGUCUCGCUCUCGCGCCCUCCCUCCAGCAAUCCGCCGCCUUCUCGACAACAGCCCCCCGCGCGGCGACCAUCAAUCAGGUCCUCCGCGGCGCGCGCAAGGGCAAGCGCGCGCGCCACGCCGUCUCGCCCGCCCUCGCAAACAUACACUGCCCGGCCCUCAAGGGCGUCUGCCUGCGCGUCGGCGUCGUCCGCCCCAAGAAGCCAAACUCGGGCGAGCGCAAGACGGCCCGUGUCAAGCUCUCCACCGGCGCCGUCGUCUCCGCCUACAUCCCCGGCGAGGGCCACAAUAUCCAGCAGCACAGCGUCGUCCUCGUCCGCGGCGGCAGGGCCCAGGACUGUCCCGGGGUGCGCUACCAUCUCGUUCGCGGCGCCUUGGACUUGGGAGGGGUGGCCAACCGAACGUCGAGUCGAAGCAAGUACGGCACCAAGAAGCCCAAGAAGGCCACCGUCGGCUGA